AUGAUGGUUCCAAUUGUCGCAAACGGUGUCUGGGUGAAAAACGAUAUCGUUCUAUGCAGGAGCACAUCAGACGUGCUCACCCCAAUUAUUAUAUCCCGAAGCUUCCCGCGACAGAGGAAAGCUUCCAGCGAUAGAGAUAUCUUCGCUCGGGACCAAAACUCCCCUGCCACGCCCCGAACUCUAGAAGAAGCUCAUCCUGCUGCUGCCACAGCUGCAGUGGCGCUGGCGCAGCUUCAACACCACCGAUUGAUGUCCGAAUGGGACUCUGAAGUGGAUGCUCACUCUGAUAGCGAUAUAAGAAGGGAUCGCAUGCGCUCUUCUGUGGAGCUGCCUCCCCUCCGUGACCAUUUCAAACAGGAGUCGAUUCCUCCCUUUUCACCCCGUCCACGAGAGCUACUCCCGUCCAUCUUGGCACAUUCACCACCAGGUCGCUCGUCCACGCUACCACCAAUACAACGAAGGGAAAAAAUUCAACGCGCUCGCAAGGGUUCAUUGACACAAGCUCGUAAAGGAAAACAUGAACGUACAAGAUCCAAGGAGUAUGGUCGCCGAUCCAGUAUCAACGAACGUAAAGCGCUAUCGGCAGAGCCUCAGACGGCAGCUUGGGUACAGGGAAAGCGAUGGGAAGACCUGAUUGAAGCCGCUACUUCAGCUACCGAAGUAGACGAUGACCGUGAUAUGACACCUGUCCCACACUCACCACCAUUCCGUUCUCUUGCGAGCGUCACUUCAGCUCCUUCGGUCCAGAAGCAUCGCUCAUCCCUACCGCCUGCAUUUCAAUCAACACCUGGAUUGCCACCUGCGCAGUCGUCCUAUCCCAGGCAAUUCGCACCUCUCUCCUAUACAGCUUCUCCCCUCCAAAAAGCGCUCACGCCUCCUCCUUAUGAACAUAGCGGACCACCGGACACGGACCUAGAACCAUUCCCAUCGGUAGAAUCGUCCCUGGAUUCUAACUCAUCCGUUUCUGGCAAAAAUUUCCAUAUGUCCGCUUCCGGAUUACCUCCUCCAAUGUCCGACUCCAGUCCUGUGCAACCACCUCGUCCCGGAACCAGUUCCUAUCCACUGUCCUCCCACCCUCACCAGCUACAACCACAUAUUCGGAACAGGAUCCAUCAUCGAUUGUCCAACCCUACUCCAUUCGGUAGCCAUAACGGCAAGGACGUUCAAAUCUAUUGCGCCUCUUGCUCUAGACCGUGGCCUCUCCGCGAGUGCCUUGCUUGCACUGAAUGUAUCUGUGGUGUUUGCAGAGAGUGCGUAAGCAUGAUGUCGGGAACUAUCGGGGCGAGUCCAGCUUCGAUCUUGAACCCGACGAGCAACCCCGGGAACGGGAUCAGCGGCAACGGAAAUAUCAGUGCGCCGCGAACAGGCCUACCUGGCCGACGCGGGUGCCCGAGUUGCGGGACGAUCAGUGGAAAGUGGAAAAACUUCCAGCUUGAUUUCCGGUGA
Molecule: messenger RNA, 1446 nt
Organism: Coccidioides posadasii C735 delta SOWgp
Lineage: Eukaryota; Fungi; Ascomycota; Eurotiomycetes; Onygenales; Onygenaceae
Source: RefSeq, a predicted model, not a curated record